This is a messenger RNA of Clupea harengus (Atlantic herring), 412 nucleotides long. RefSeq names its product thiosulfate sulfurtransferase/rhodanese-like domain-containing protein 2. The record is from RefSeq and is a predicted model, not a curated record. The transcript is spliced from 5 exons. NCBI's taxonomy places the organism in Eukaryota, Metazoa, Chordata, Actinopteri, Clupeiformes, Clupeidae. Bases 140 to 412 code for a protein of 90 amino acids.
ACUGUUGGACUGCAGGAACUUCUACGAGAGCAGAAUAGGUCAGUUCAGUGCGUGUCUGGCUCCAGACAUCCGUAAGUUCAGCUACUUCCCCGACUACGUGGACCAGAACCUGGAGCUCUUCCAGAACAAACGGGUCCUCAUGUACUGCACCGGAGGGAUCCGAUGUGAGAGGGGUUCUGCCUACCUGCGCUCUAAAGCUGUGUGUAAGGACGUUCUGCAGCUGAGCGGGGGGAUCCAUAAGUAUCUGGAGCGGUUCCCCGAUGGGUUCUACCGCGGGAAACUCUUUGUGUUCGACGAGCGCUACGCCCUUACAUUCAACGACGACGUCAUCGCAGAGUGUAGGUACUGCAGAGCGCCGUGGGAUCAGUAUGCUCUGUGUCGUCCUCCUGUGUGUGUGUGUGUCUGGUUCUAA